Molecule: messenger RNA, 5007 nt
Organism: Harmonia axyridis
Lineage: Eukaryota; Metazoa; Arthropoda; Insecta; Coleoptera; Coccinellidae
Product: discoidin domain-containing receptor tyrosine kinase B-like
Exons: 16
Coding region: 706-3570 (954 amino acids)
Biological process (GO): positive regulation of kinase activity; protein phosphorylation; cell surface receptor protein tyrosine kinase signaling pathway
Cellular component (GO): signaling receptor complex
Molecular function (GO): protein tyrosine kinase collagen receptor activity; collagen binding; ATP binding
Source: RefSeq, a predicted model, not a curated record
UCGGCAGACACGACCGUGUGGAUACUCCACGUUAUUUAUAGGUUGGAAUUUUGCGGGCGGACUUUUUCUCGCGAUCAACUGACAGGUCGAAGUGAAUUUCGGUACCGUGAAUUAUUUCGAGCGGUGUGAGUUUCUGUGGUUUAAAGGUGACAAGUUUUGACUUAUAACGCUAGCUGCAUCCUUGAUUUAAGGUCGACGUCGACGUCCAAACAAUCGUCGCAAUCAACCAGCACGAUCAUCAAUAACCCUUCGAUGAGCAAGAUCCGAUCUCUUACUACUCACGAGUACAACGCCGCCUGAUAACUGCAACACACAGAGGGACAAUUGCAGCAGGCCGGGGUAGGUUGCAGUGCCGUGCCGUCCGUUUGUUCCACUACGCCGUGACAGGUCUGCCCGUUCGCGUGUUCGAAAAUGCUGCGAGAUACCAGAAAUCACGUUUGCAACGUCACGUUCUCCGACAUUUGAUGAGGACCGUGAGAACUUUAUUCGAUUAUCGUAUCUCAAAUCGUGCCGAGGAGUUUUCCGAGCAGCAUGUUCGCAUGGUGAUCUCUUUCCGAGGGCGAUGAAUAGCAACUCUAACCUUUAAAAAUUUCGCAUCCGACUGACAGGUGCUCUCGACGACUCUGUGGUCCCGUUUCACCUUUCAUCCAACGACGUUGUUCUGUGCGUUAUGACCAUAGACUUUGUUCAUUAGUGCGGUUAAUUAUGUGGAGUGUCGAAAUGUUGGUGCUUUUCUUAGGAUAUUUAUUAUUGAUGCACGGAGCGGAUGCUGCAGCGCCGGGGGAGGUUGAGAAUGGUCAAUGUCGAACUGCUCUUGGAAUGGAAGAAGGAAAAAUUCCUGACCAUGCCAUCAGCGCCAGCUCGUCCUAUGAAGCAAAAAGUGUAGGACCCCAGAAUGCAAGGAUAAGACAAGAGAAAAAUGGCGGCGCUUGGUGUCCAAAAGCUCAGAUUAGUAGCGACAUCAAAGAGUACCUUGAGGUAGAUCUGACCAGAAACCACUUGAUCACUUGGACCGAAACACAGGGUAGAUUUGGUAAUGGGCAAGGCCAAGAAUUCGCUGAAGCUUUCUUGGUAGAAUAUUGGAGGCCUGCUCUUAGUCAAUGGAUUGUCUAUAAGGAUUCUAGAGGAGAAAAGGUUCUAACUGGAAACAGCAACACAUACCUUGUAGUCCGCCAGCGGCUGGAGUUACCAUUCGUUGCAACCAAAGUUCGUUUCAUCCCUUACAGCGAGCAUCCUAGGACUGUUUGCAUGAGGGUAGAAUUAUAUGGAUGUACCUGGGAACAAAGCGUUGUUAAGUACAGCGCACCCAAGGGUGAGAUAAGAGAUAAGAACAUAAACCUCGAGGACAUUAGUUACGAUGGUAUUAUCGAAGGUAACUACGUUAAAGAUGGCCUCGGUCAGCUGAUUGAUGGGCUUUAUGGAGACGAUGAUUAUCAGAAGCAACUGCAAGGUGAAAAUUCAGGCACGAGAUGGGUAGGAUGGAGUAAUGGAACCAGAGGUGGAGAACCUGUUGAUUUGACCUUCGAGUUCGAGAGUAUCAGAGAAUUCCAUGCCGUUCAUUUGCACUGUAACAAUAUGUUCACUAGAGGAGUACAGAUAUUCAAUCAGGCUGAGAUCCUCUUCAGCAUCGACGGUGAAAGAUACCAGGCCAGCACGGUGCAUGCGAUGAUUCCUGUCGACCUUACCAGGGAAUCUGCGAGGAAUAUAACGAUAAAACUCCAUGGGAAACCGGCCAAGUUCAUCAAGCUCCGAUUAUCAUUCUCGAACAAGUGGCUGCUGAUUAGCGAGGUUUCGUUCGAAUCAGCUUCCGUCUCCAACAACCUAACCGAAGAUCUCCUAGGGAAAUAUUUCGUUCAACCUGGUGAACCUUCAGCUACAACAUCGCCAAACUCCUCCUCAAACGAAGGCAACAAGCACACGAGAAAAGAAGUUACACCAGCUACAAGCCCAACCAGCAGUGCACAGGCUUACAUCGGCCUCAUCACCGGAGUGUUAGCCAUGGUGGUGCUUCUUUUAGCUUGCACGGUCUUCCUCAUGAUCAGAAGAGGUAGGAAAAAGGUUGCUCUUCUGCACAAGCACACAGCUCUAGUGUCCAGCAGUACCAAACCUGGUGUGACCAUCAAUAUGAAGGAUUUGAAGCAUAAGUCGACGCCUAUUAUAAGCAAUGGAUUGUCACGGUCUAGAUUGUCUGUGAAGAGUAAGUCCAAUACACUUAGUGGUGAAGAAUCUAAGAAGUCGAAGAAAUCCAAGGCUUACAAUGGAGAAGAAUCUGACAGUGAGACUUCUUCGGUCUACCAUGAGCCUUAUAAACUACUGCCGAAUACCAAGACUGAGUAUGGUUGUCUGCUGAAAAAGGAUAUAAUGAAAACGAGCAAAAGCGCUGAUUACACAGAUUAUUCCCGUACAAAUGGUUAUCAACCUGACCAGAAGUUCAGUUCCCCAUCGUUCUAUAAUUUGGCUCCACCGCCACCCCCUCUAUCUAGGCCACCUGCAUACGAGGUCACGAAUUACCAGAAACCCAGCAUCACCCCAAAUGGAGCCAUUCCAACGGAAAACUUCUACGCGGCCACUGAUAUCAUCAAGGGGGAGCGAAGAGAGCAACAUUUCACUCCGGGAAGAUUCACUCCUAUCAAAUUACCGGAGGGGCCCCCUUUGGAAGGAGUUGCUCAUCUGUUGGACUUUCCAAGGCACAGACUCAGAUUAUUAGAGAAGUUGGGCGAAGGUGAAUUCGGAAUGGUCCAUCUCUGCGAAGCUGAAGGUCUACCAGAUUUUAAUGGAGCUUCUUCAUUUCACAAAAAACAACUGGUGAUAGUGAAGAGUUUAUGGAGGGGAUGUGGUGAUUCAAAAAGACACGAAUUCUUAAGAGAGACGAGCUGGUUGGCAGGACUGAGAGAUCCAAACUUGGCAAGAGUUGUAGGCUUCUGCAGUCAAGAAGAACCCAUGUGUGCCCUCAUAGAACACUCUGAACCAGGGGAACUACCGAAAUUCCUAGGACAACGAACAGGAAAUGAAGAUGGUGUUCCAGCAAUAAGCUAUGGUUGUUUGAUUUAUCUGGCAACUCAAAUUGCAUCAGGAAUGAGAUACCUAGAAACUCUAGAUUUAGUACAUCGAGACUUAGCUGCCAGAAACUGCGUUAUCGACAAAUCCUUCACGGUGAAAAUUUCAGACCAUGCUAUGUACUGUGAUAGAUACGAAGGAGACUACUACAUCAGUGAUACCAAAACUAAACUGCCACUUCGUUGGAUGUCCUGGGAAAGCUUGCUUCUGGGCAAACAAACAACUAAGAGUGAUGUAUGGGCGUUCGCUGUUACACUUUGGGAAAUUCUAAUGUUCUGCACCCAACAACCAUACGCCGAGCUGACCAGUGAGCAAGUGGUAGAAAAUUCUAACCAUUGGUAUCAAAACGACGGGUGUCAAAGAUACCUACCAAGGCCAGCUGCAUGUCCUCGGGAAAUCUACGAUCUCAUGGGCGAAUGUUGGAAAAGAAAUGCCUGCGAUCGACCUAAAUUCAGUGAGAUUCAUCUCUUCCUCCAAAGGAAGAAUCUGGGCUUCAUGCCUGGGAACACAUAGAAGAGCAAAAAUCUAACAGUAUUCUAUAUGGACCUAUAACGGUGCAGUUUUAACUGAUAAUUCUUCUUUGUGUUUCUCAAGUGAUAAAUGUUCUUUUUCUAUUAGAUGUUCGACGAGAUUCAAGACUAUAUUUUCCCGACUGUAACCAAAAGUUCUAGAAAAUGACGCGGAAUAGAUACAGCAAACGAAAGAUAGCUAAACAUUGAACUGGGUAAGCUUAUUUCGAACCCUGUUCAAUGAAAAUUAUGUAACUUAAUUUUUUAAGUGAUGUACUGUACCCCACCUCGUGUAUAUAUGUUUUCUCUUUUCCUGAAAUUUUGAAAUUGCUAUUCGCACAAGUCUGCGCCAUCUAUUCUGUCGUUCGAUAAAAUUUAAUCUUGUAAAUACAUGUUGCACAUUCUUGUCGUCUCAUUUUUUGAUACUUAUAAUUACAAAUAAAUGAACUAAUUGUGAUAUUGCAUACCAUAAUGUAUGCUGAGGAACCAUAUCUUCUUGAAAUAACGCGCAAUCGUCAAUGAUCUCGCAAUAUCGAUAACAACAAAAAUACUACUAUAUGUUAAAUGAAAUGGAUGAUACGUUAACUGAAAUUCAUUAGACAGUGUUUUUCACCAAAUAUGUCCAUUUUUCAGAAAAUGUUAGGCAAGGAUCUUUCAUGUGGGCCACUCGGUAUGAUCUUCCAUGUAAGUUCUUUCUAUAGUUCAGAAAAUUUAUCCGUGGACUUUUUCCCAAAUCCAAUCUGAUAUUAGACUGAUAUCAUUGACAAUUUCGCCUAAUAUGUUCUAAUAUAGUUAUAACUCGUUUUGUUGGACGAAAAAUCACAAAUUCAUUAAAAAAAAACAAAACUAGAAUAUAAAAAUACCAGCAUUUCUGAUUUCAUCUUCUACUCGUUUGUGUGUUACAGUUUUUUCAAUUGAUAGACUUUAAAAAUCGAGGAGUUUCAUAAUCGAGAAAUGAAAAUUGUAAAUCGUAGACUAGACUUGAAGCCCUCACUUUGAAUUACGUGCUUCCUCGAAAUGUCGAUUCAAAACAUACAGGUUUAAGAUAGGCACCUCCUCUCUAUAAAUUACAAUUUUAGUUUUCCUCUUGUGUCCUGUUCUUGUACUAUACCUUUUGAAGAUAGUAGAUUUUUCUACUUAAAUGGAUUCACUUACAAUGAAUGAAUUUAAUACCUUUUCGAUAUUAUAAUGUUAUUUGUACAUUCUAGUCAACUAAUUUAGAAUAUCUAGUUGUAAGGUUUGUAAAGUCUAACGGUGUUCAGUGUGAAUGAAGAUUGCUUGGGAUUUCUUGAAUUGCUUCUCAGCUGUUGGGUUACUCACGAUGCACUAAGGAAGACGCUGGUGGAAUUCAAGAACUUUGUUAUUCACAUUUUUCAGUACAUCAAACCAUAAUAUUCAUUUUAUAAACGAAAACUCAACUAAGAAAACUGGAAAAAUCAAA